AUGUUCAAAUUCGUUGCCUUCUUUGCUCUUCUGGCCGUGGCUGCCGCUGCUCCUGGCCUCAUCGCCGAGACGCACUCGUACGUCCAGCCCGCGGUGCUGACCAAGACCGCCUAUGUGGAUCACAGCGCCUCCUCGGCCAUCACCCACCAGAGCAACGUAAACCUGGUGCGCAAGGUGCCAGUGGCUCCAGUCGUCACCUAUGCAGCCGCUCCUGUCGUCCACCAGACCGUCGUCCCGGCUGCUCCUUUGGUCAAGACCAUCGUGCCUGCCGCCCCAGUGGUCCAUACAGUGCAUGCUGCUCCCCUGGUCAAGACCGUCGUCCCAGCUGCUCCCCUGCUCCACACUGUCCACUCUGCUCCUCUGGUCCACACAGUGCAUUCUGCUCCCCUGGUGAAGACCGUCGUCCCAGCUGCUCCCCUGCUCCACACCGUCGUGGCCGGGUCCCCCGUUGUUUACUCCGCCUACCACAAGUGAAUCGAUUGAAAGCGAGUUGAUAAAGGAUACUGUUAUGUCUGAGGAGAACGUUGAGCGAAUCGAUUAAAACAAAAGUA
Molecule: messenger RNA, 551 nt
Organism: Drosophila persimilis
Lineage: Eukaryota; Metazoa; Arthropoda; Insecta; Diptera; Drosophilidae
Product: cuticle protein 16.5
Exons: 2
Coding region: 1-474 (157 amino acids)
Source: RefSeq, a predicted model, not a curated record